ACUGUUGUGUGUAUUCAUAUACACGAAUGUAUGCACAGGAUGUGUGUAUGAACAUGAUACAAGAUAAUGAGUGUGUGUGUGUGUGUGUGUGUGUGUGUGUGUAAAAGUGAGUGAAUGAGCAGGACAGUGUGUGUGGGUCAGGGGGUGGGUGCAUCAGAGCGUGUCAGACAGCAGCAGUUAUCUAGGAAUCUGAAACAGAGGACCCACCAGAACAGCUUCACUGGGGGAGAGAGAGAGAGAGAGAGAGAGAGAGAGAAGAGAGAGAGCAAAGGAAGACCAGCCUCACAGAGAGCAACAGAGAGAAGAAGAGAGAUAGUGAUUCAGAUCCAUCUCACACCGCAAACCUCCAAACCUCCUCGCUCACAGGCUGAGCUCAAGAGGCAAAAAAAAACCAACCAAGAGAGGACAAGUAUCUGCAGGAGACAAGCAGCUGUGAAAGGAAUACAAGGUGAAACAAAAAAGAAGAGGGAGGUGUUCAUGUGGAAGACAGAGAAAGCCAGCCGAUAGUGUAGGAGAGCACAAAAGUCCAGGCCGUGUUUAGGGGUUAAAAAGGCUUCCCAUGUCUCUGCUUUGGGCCCUGUGUGCCCUCUCUUUGCUCUCCCCGGGUUUGGGGGUGCUGCCGCCUGAUGUCCCCGCCUGCACUCGCCCGCCCUGCAGGGACAGCCUGGUGGCUGCCCCCUCCGUGAGGACAGGGGGGUGCGAGGAGCGCUCGGGCGCUGGGGGGUGCAGGGCAUCUAUCUCUGGGCCCACCGCCUCUGACCCUCCGGCGAGGGCAGAAGAGAGACGGGCGGUGAGACAGAGCCAAUCAGAGGUGGGCGAUGUGUCCCAGCGGCUAGCUCAGCUUCAGCGCUGCAUGGGGGCCAUCCAGGAACCAGGGGGACACCGGGGCCAGGCGGGGGGCUCACUGGGGGCCACUUUAGCCCUGAUGGCAGCUGUCCUGACAGAGUGUGACCUGCACUGCCACAGUCAGGCACUGAGGUCAAUGGCCAAACGACUCGAAGCAGCUGCAGUUGGACGCGACGGAGAGAAAGAUCUCCUUAUUCUCCUGAGAAGCAUCACACUGAACCCCCCCACAGCGGCCCCAUUAACAAGGCUGCAUCCUCGGGACUGUGCCGAGAUUCAGAAAAUGGGGAUUAAGGAAAACGGAAUCUACACCAUUCAGCCUGACCCUCACCGCCCGGCAGUGGAGGCAGUCUGUGACAUGCAAACGGCCGGCGGAGGCUGGACGGUGUUUCAGAGGCGCCGUGAUGGAUUGGUGGACUUUAACCGUACCUGGCAGGAAUACCGUGACGGCUUUGGCGUCCCGCAGGGUGAACACUGGCUGGGCAAUGCGGCACUGCAUGGGUUGACGGCAACGGGGCAGCACCAGCUACGCGUGCAGCUGGAGGACUGGCACCAUCAGAGACGACAGGCCACUUACUCCACCUUCAGGGUGGCAUCAGAGGCGCACAGGUAUCGUCUGACAGCGCGAGAGUUCUCCGGAGAUGCUGGGAAUGCUCUCAGCUACAGCAAACGCUACAACCAUGACGGUCGUGCGUUCAGCACUGCCGACCGAGAUCACGACCGCUACGCGUCUGGAAACUGCGCCCAGUACUACGGAGCUGGCUGGUGGUUCGAUUCCUGUCUGGCAGCCAACCUUAAUGGCAGGUACUACCGGGGGCGAUACAGUGGACUCACCAACGGCAUAUACUGGGGCACGUGGUACAUCCUGACAGACGCUCGAAGCGGGGAGAGGUACUCCUUCAAGACGGUGGAAAUGAAGACUCGACCACGAGACUUCUGAUUGCUCAACUACUGGCUGUGGCUGUUUACCAGAAUACAGCACUCUUGCUGCGUUACACAAAAACUCAGAAAACUGGAGAAAAACUGUAGUUUAUGCAAUGAUAUACAUGCGCAUGUGCUUGUUAUUUUGUCUGUGUGUGUAUGUGUGGGCACAUUUCUGUGUGUGGACAGGGCAGGUAUGGGCAUUUGUGACUUGGGCUAAAUAGAGUGAACUCCAUAACGUUUGGGAGAAAGGCAUAAAUUCUUCUCGAUUUGGCUCUGUACUCAGCAAUUUUAGUUUUUCAAAAAUUCACAUAUGGUUAAAGUGCAUUCUCAGCUUUUAUUAAAGGGUAUUUUAUACAGUUUGGUUUUGCCAUGAAGACAUUACAGCACUUUUUAUACAUAGUCUCCCUAUUUCAGGGCAUCAUAAAGUUUGGGACAUAAUCAUGUUAUGUAAAUUAAAGUAGUCAUCUUUAGUACUUUGUCACAUAGUAGUCAUAUUGGGGUUAACUGCCUGAUAUCGAGUGUCUCCUGACUUUCUGCCACGGUAUCUACUUAUUGCUGUGGCCACCUUCACUUUAAAGAUCUUCUGGUUCACUGGUCAACCAAUAACAGUUUUAUAAAGAGGGAUCAGUUAUCAGUCUGAAACUCAGUCUUUCAUAGGUUAAAGUCCAAGAUGGACACAGGACAGAGUACCACUUUGCCAAGUCACUGAAAUGAGAACUUAUCGCUCUUCACGCACACCAGAACCCUUUGUUCCAUUUCCAGGAGCGCGACCUUAAUGCCGGCAUGCCAGAAUGUUUUAAAAUGAUGGCACAUAGGCUAGAGCGAGUCUGUUGCGCUGGCUCCUACCUCCUGUCUCCAAUGGGCACCUCUACUGGGCACUGUGAGCCCCUGGUGCUACUGCUGAUGCUGCAGACUCACUGACCCUUGGGUGUCCUCUGAGCCCAGCGUCGGUGGGGCGGGACAACCGCUGGCACCGGCUCGCAGGCGGCCCGGGUCGGGACAGAAGGAUCGCCCGGCUUUUCUAGUGGGUUUAGUGCGGGGCUGCGAGAGGGUGUGUAAACUGCGGCUCCUGUUUAAGCGCAGGUGCUAGCUGGUUGCGACGAGCUGCCAGUCUGUCCGACAAGCUGGGAGACGCUAUUAAUAGCACGCAGAGGGGGGAGAGGAGGCAGAUUGGAGCUUUGAUGUGGACAGACAGACAGACAGACAGACAGGAGGCAGACUCCUGACCAGCUGUGGUAUUUCACACACGCUGCCUACAACACUGCACGGUACACACACGCAGACACACACGUGUGUACGCACACACACAUGCCUGCACACACACACAAACAUUACCUACAACACUGACCAUAUGUACUCAAUAAACUACAAAUCCUUACAUACCCACAUGCACACACACUUGCUGGCACUC
Molecule: messenger RNA, 3178 nt
Organism: Anguilla rostrata (American eel)
Lineage: Eukaryota; Metazoa; Chordata; Actinopteri; Anguilliformes; Anguillidae
Product: fibroleukin
Exons: 6
Coding region: 560-1783 (407 amino acids)
Source: RefSeq, a predicted model, not a curated record